This is a messenger RNA of Stylophora pistillata, 1327 nucleotides long. RefSeq lists its product as uncharacterized. Lineage: Eukaryota; Metazoa; Cnidaria; Anthozoa; Scleractinia; Pocilloporidae. The record is from RefSeq and is a predicted model, not a curated record.
CACAUCAUGAACAAGCAUUCGGGGCAUGAAAGUCAUUUGUUUCCCCAGUGUCUUCAUGGCAGACUGCAUGGCAGAGAAAGAAAAAAGAAAUGGCUCAAACCAGGUUCACAACCUUAUGAGAAACUGACAGAGGUACUUACAAAAGGCACACUGUUAAAGGAUAUCAAGCAGAUGUCUGGAGCACAUGCCACCUCAUCACUUGAGGCCUUUCAUUCAGUACCAAACCACUUUGCUACAAAACGUUUGGCUUUCUCCUACCAUGGAAUGACCAGCAGGUUGCAGAUUUCCAUCUUACAUUUCAAUGAGAACAGCGAUCGGGAAUGUGCUAAACUACAGGAUGGUACUGAGCGUGUAAACAUUGCUUUCCCCAAAUACAAGAAGGGGGAACAUACAAUAAAAAAGCUCUUAGUUCAAUGCACAUAAUUAGAUAUGUUGCUGAUCUAAAAGUGAGUGUUCUGCGUAUUCUCGAGGGAAUUGACACCUGCGUCUUAGAAAGAGCUGCUACACCUCAAUCGCUGUCAUCAGAUUUUGAGCAGCCAGAUAAGCAGGCUGCUAUAAAUGCCUUCAAAUCAAGGUUUAAGAACAAUUAAAGUACCCGACAAUGUGUAACAGGAAAAAGUUUGUUCCAUUGUUUCGAAAAUGAUGUAAAUCAAUUUAUUGGCUCCUUGCUCUCUAUAACAAGGACCAACAAAGAUAAUGGCUUCACUAGCAAUCUUUGGUACCCUUCAAACAGUGCCAACUACAGAACAUUACUAGACCAAAAUAAUCUAUGAGAAUAAACGUUCGAAUAAGCACAAAGUCUUUGAUCUACUCGUCGGGAAAUCGAAAUCCUUCAAAUAAAAAAAUCAUCUUCAGUUCCCAUCUGAUGCCUGAUAUAUUCUGUACGAAUUACUUCUUUGAGCGUGUGACGCCGUCACAGCCGUCACCACCCGAUUCGCUCGAAAUUAACCGCUUACAUGCGGAUUUAAUUAGCAUCAAAUUAACGCAUACAAGCAGUCAAAGUAGGGCCUAUUUACCUAUCGUGAGAUGAAGGAAAUCAAGGCCUGGUCUCACAGCCAGCUAACCCCUUGAAACGCAAAUUAGAUACCGUUAUGCCUCCUAAACGAGAUUUUAGAUCGAAAAAAAAAUUUGAAUUUAGUAACUUUCAAAGGGGGAAAAGCUGUGAGGAAGGCGAAGUUUAGUGUUCCUGUUCGAUAUUCCUGUUUGAUAUGCCCAGCAAUUUAUUGAUUCAACGCCUGUGGCCGCCUGAUCUUUGAACGCAGGCAGAGGUUUUUCUCCAGAUCAAGAAGACCUUCCCGAUAUUGACGAACCUCAUGGCUUAAGAACU